Molecule: messenger RNA, 826 nt
Organism: Parus major (Great Tit)
Lineage: Eukaryota; Metazoa; Chordata; Aves; Passeriformes; Paridae
Gene: GRP
Product: gastrin releasing peptide
Exons: 3
Coding region: 2-445 (147 amino acids)
Biological process (GO): neuropeptide signaling pathway
Molecular function (GO): neuropeptide hormone activity
Source: RefSeq, a predicted model, not a curated record
GAUGCGGGGCGGGCGGCCCGCGGCGCUGGCGCUGCUGGCGCUGGCGCUGCUGGCGGCUCAGGGCGGAGCGGCGCCCCUGCAGCCUGGCGGGACCCCCGCGCUCACCAAGAUCUACCCCCGCGGCAGCCACUGGGCUGUGGGACAUUUAAUGGGGAAAAAAAGCACUGGGGAUUUUCCUUAUGGCUUUGAAGAAGAAAACAAGACACCAUUUUCAGCAUUACCUAAUAAUAUCAAGCAGCUGGAAGAGUAUCUGCAGUGGGAAGAAAUCUCAAAAUAUUUGUUAAGGCUGCUGGAAAGGAAUGAAAAUAAAAAUGGUCAUUUUUUAAAAAGAGGUCUUCCCUGGUACACCAGGAACACCUGGGAGACAGAUGACAAUAGCAGUUGGAAACAUAUGAUGGACUAUCUGCUUCAAGUUGUGACUAUGAAAGAGAGCACUCCAAGCUGAAAGAAGAUCACUAAAUCAUGAAGAAAUUGAAUACUUUCUGUAAGAGACUAUAUUUCACACACUUGAUUGUAUCAGAUAAUCAACAAGGUCACUUUUCUGUACACAAGAAUUCCUUUGUGUAAAGUACUUAAAUACACAUACUCUUGUAUGGUUCAGCAAGGACUAAAUCCUCUACUUCAUUUUCAAGGUUGCAUUUUCUCAUUUGAAUGGCUUUGAUAUACAUCUAUAUAUCUAUAUGUAUCUAUAUAUAUAUAGAUAUAUCUCUAGAAUUGUCAUGGAAGGGUCUUCCAAUUAAUUAUAUGAUGUACCUAUCAAAUCAUUUCAUUUCUUCGUUCGAAACUACAUGACAUUGCAACAUUCGCAAUAAAUAGUACCAAGAAA